This is a messenger RNA of Thamnophis sirtalis, 1427 nucleotides long. NCBI's taxonomy places the organism in Eukaryota, Metazoa, Chordata, Lepidosauria, Squamata, Natricidae. The record is from RefSeq and is a predicted model, not a curated record.
AUUUCAAGUCCUAAAGCAAAAUCAUCAUCUGGAGAAUGGCUAUUUGGGACUGAUGACAACGCCGAUGAUGGUCUCUUUAGCAAUUCUGCCACAAAGCCCUUGGUGCCAGAAAAGAAAACGAUAAUAAAGAAAGAGAGCCCUGUUUUGUCCUUGGAAAAAGAUAGUAAAGUUCUGCAGAAUAAUCAACAUGACAAACAAGGAGAAUCAAAAAUUCAAGCCCCCAAGGGAGAAUUGGAAAUUAACCCAAAAGAUAAACUAUACAAGAAAACGACUAAUGUGAAACCACCAUCAAAGGGACCAUCUCGCUUACCUGAUGACACAAAGCAUACCAAAGUAGCUUCCACAAGAAAUACUACACAGCUGGGAGUUAGUUUUGAUAACCCUGUGAAAGCCAACACGCUGCAAAAUGUCAACAAGGGAAGAAUCAAAGUGAGUGGGAAUCGAAGGCCACCCACCAGAACUGCCAGGCGAUUAGCUGUUGAAGAACUUGACAAAGAUGAAAUAAAUGCUGCAGAGAACAAGUGUCUUCCUAUCUUAAAAGGAAACUCUGGGCCACCCACCCUAUUACAUCAUAGCGAGCUGCCUAGAAAGAAAAAUACUGAAAAAGCUUGCUUGGUUCCAUCAACCCACAGCAGCAACCAACCCAAUGAGUCAAAAUCAACAGCCUAUUCCGAUGUGAAUGAUCUCUUCGAGUCCAACAACCUUUUCACUAAGGAUAGUAACUCUAAACCAACACUGGAAGCUGAGGGCAUUGUAAGCCAGGUUGCAAAAAGUGAGGAGCUGUUUCCUGCUGCACAAGAGGGGACAGACCUCUUUCCUUCUAGAAAGACAUUAAGGAAAUUAAGUCCAGUCCCUUUCCCGGAAGAAAAACAAGAUGCAUUCAUCACUAGUAAGAAAACUGUGAAGAGAAAAGAACAGGAGCUCCCACCUCAAUUACAUCAAAGUUUCCCUAUCCAAGACAUUUUUGAGGAUGAUAUAUUUGCAAUAGAAACUGUUAAGCUGCCAGACAAAGCAAAAGAGGUAGAAGUCAAUUUGUUUGAUGAUGAUGUUGAUAUCUUUGCUGAUCUUGCUGUAAAAUCAAAGGAAAAGAGUACAAGAAAGAAAAUGGAAGCUGUAUCUAUAUUUGAUGAGGACACAGAUGAUAUCUUCUCCCCUGCCAGUCAAUCUAAGACAUCAACAAAAAAGACCACCUCUCAGUCAGUCUCAGGAAGUAAGUGUGAACCUAGAACAGCAAGCACUUUUGACGACCCUCUCAAUGCAUUUAAAGAGCACUAAUAAAGAGACUGCUGGACAAUUUAUCUUCAAUUUGUCACUGAAUGAUAAUUCCUUUAUUUUCUAAUCAAAUACUUGGUGUGACAAAACAGAAUAUUCCUGGACUCAUUCACUUGUGUAUUUUACUCCACGUGGCAUUUUAAAAAAUGUUAUAA